This is a messenger RNA of Cygnus olor (mute swan), 2999 nucleotides long. It is a transcript of the gene SUPT20H, whose product is annotated as SPT20 homolog, SAGA complex component. NCBI's taxonomy places the organism in Eukaryota, Metazoa, Chordata, Aves, Anseriformes, Anatidae. The record is from RefSeq and is a predicted model, not a curated record. Gene Ontology annotation, cellular component: SAGA complex. The coding region runs from base 159 to 2564 and encodes 801 amino acids. The transcript is spliced from 24 exons. Gene Ontology annotation, molecular function: transcription coregulator activity. Gene Ontology annotation, biological process: regulation of transcription by RNA polymerase II.
CGGAUGAGCGGGCGGCGGGGGCCGCAGCGCGGCGGGCAGGCCCCGGGGCAGGCCGGCCGGCAGUACCCCAGGUGUGACCAUAAAAUAUGAUUCUUCACCAACUGCACCAAACUUCUUAAGUACUUCUUUUGCCACUUGGUCACCUGGCUUCAACUACAAUGCAACAAGCUUUAGAACUGGCAUUGGAUCGUGCAGAGUAUAUCAUUGAAAGUGCCCGUCAGAGACCUCCCAAAAGAAAAUAUUUAUCCAGUGGAAGAAAAUCUGUAUUUCAAAAACUCUAUGAUUUAUAUAUAGAAGAAUGUGAAAAAGAGCCUGAGAUAAAGAAGCUGAGGCGAAAUGUGAAUUUACUUGAGAAGCUGGUUAUGCAGGAGACGUUGUCAUGUCUGGUAGUGAACCUCUAUCCGGGAAAUGAGGGUUACUCACUUAUGCUCAGGGGAAAAAAUGGUUCAGAUUCUGAGACCAUACGGCUGCCUUAUGAGGAAGGCGAACUGCUUGAAUAUUUGGAUGCAGAGGAGCUACCACCAAUUUUGGUUGAUCUUUUAGAAAAAUCUCAGGUUAAUAUUUUUCAUUGUGGAUGUGUCAUAGCAGAAAUCCGUGACUAUAGGCAGUCUGGUAACAUGAAAUCUCCAACAUACCAAAGCAAGCACAUUCUUUUGCGUCCUACAAUGCAGACUUUAAUUUGUGAUGUGCAUUCUAUAACAAGUGACAACCACAAAUGGACACAGGAGGACAAACUUCUACUUGAGAGCCAACUUAUUUUGGCUACAGCAGAGCCUUUGUGUCUUGAUCCUUCAAUAGCAGUGACCUGUACUACAAACAGACUCCUGUACAACAAGCAGAAAAUGAAUACUCGCCCCAUGAAAAGGUGUUUCAAAAGGUACUCAAGGUCAUCUUUGAACAGGCAGCAGGAAGUAGGUCACUAUUCAAUGCCACCACAGCUCAGAAUACUUGACUACUUACAGAAAAGGAAGGAGAGGAAAGGCACCCAGCAGUAUGACCUCAAAAUUUCUAAAGCUGGAAAUUGUGUAGAUAUGUGGAAGCGGAACCCUUGCUACUUGACUGCACCUUCUGAAGUGGAUGUGGAAAAAUAUGCCAAAGUGGAAAAGUCUAUCAAGCCUGACGACUCACAACCAACUGUUUGGCCAGCACAUGAAAUAAAAGACGAUUAUGUGUUUGAAUGUGAAGUUGGUAAUCAGCUGCAAAAAACAAAGCUGACGAUUUUUCAGUCUCUUGGCAAUCCGUUGUACUAUGGUAAAAUUCAGACACUCAAAGGUGACGAGGAAAGUGACAGCCUAUUAACUCCAUCACAGUUCCUCAUUGGUUCCAAGACUGAUGCUGAAAGAGUGGUGAACCAGUAUCAGGAGUUAGUACAAAACGAAGCUAAAUGUCCUGUGAAAAUGUUUCAUAAUUCAGGUGGAUCAGUCAAUCUCAGUCAUCUUUCUCCAGGGAAGGAAAUGGAACAGCCAGAAAGUAUAUCAGGCUCUGUUCAGUCUUCAGUACUGGGGAAAGGUGUAAAACACCGACCUCCUCCCAUCAAAUUACCUUCAAGUUCAGGAAGUAGCUCUUCAGGUAAUAUUUUUAGUCCACAGCAGUCAAGUGGCCAUCUAAAAUCCCCAACUCCUCCUCCUCCUCCUCCUCCUUCUAAGCCACCUGGUCUUUCUCGGAAGCAAUCUAUGGAUCUUAAUCAAGUUAGCAUGCUCUCUCCAGCUGCCAUGUCUCCUGCGAGCUCUUCACAAAGGUCUGGAACUCCUAAACCAUCUACUCCUACUCCAACCAACACCCCUUCAUCGACCCCACACCCUCCUGAUGCUCAGAGCUCAACUCCUAUUACCCCUUCUGCCACCCCUACUCCCCAAGAUUCAGGCUUCACCCCUCAGCCCACUUUGUUAACCCCGUUUGCUCAGCAGCAAAUGUCUCUGAGCCAGGCAUUGCCUGUAAUGACCAUUCCUCUUUCCACCAUGGUAACAUCCAUUACUACAGGAACAACCUCCACCCAGGUCAUGGCAAACCCUGCAGGACUUAACUUCAUCAAUGUAGUGGGCUCUGUGUGUGGAGCACAGACAUUGAUGAGUGGUUCAAACCCUAUGUUGGGGUGCAACACUGGUGCCAUAGCCCCUGCAGGUAUAAAUCUGAGUGGCAUUUUACCAUCAGGAGGUCUGGUACCAAGUGCACUGCCCGCUGCAAUGCAGUCUGCCUCUCAAGCAGGUUACCCUUUUGGUUUGAAAAAUGCAUCAAAUCUUCGGCCCUUAAAUCUUCUACAGCUUCCAGGUGGUUCCUUUAUUUUUAACCUGCUCCAGCAGCAGCAGCAGUCUCAGCAGCCUACAACCUGUAGCCCUCAGCCACAGGGAGAAGAGGGGUCUGACCAAGGUCCAUCCAAUCAAGAUCAGGCAUUAUCUGCCCAACAAGCUGCUGUUAUUAACCUGACUGGAGUAGGGAAUUUUAUGCAACCUCAAGCCACAGCAGUUGCGAUUCUUGCAGCAUCAAAUGGCUAUGGCGGCAGCAGCAGCAGCACAAGCAGCUCACCUGCGACAUCAACAGCAUUCAGGCAGCCACUCAAAAAGUAAAAGGAAAAGAGGCACACCAGCCCCUCCAAAAUCCUGAGACUUGCAUUUUUUUUUCUCUAUAAAAAUUAUUCAAAGGUGAUUUUUUUUUUCCAGUUCAAAAAGGAGAAAGCUUAAAAACAAAUCAGUGUUUUAUAUUACUGGUGGGAAACCGGCCUUUUGACAUUACACUGAAAUAAACUGGUUUUGGAAGCUACCCCUAUAUAACGUGGCGACUUCAUUGAUAAAGCAGCUAGGGUCCGGUUUCCUUUUAAGUCACUUAAUUUUUUAACAGAAUGUUUUAUCUUGUAUUUUUUACCAUUCAGCAGCAUUGUACAUAGUAUAAGGGUGAAAAGCAUUUUAGAAAAAAAUGAACUUUGUAAAUGUAGUAUUGGUAUUUGUUUAUUUAGUAUAAAAAGGUUUGUGAACACUGUAACAAAUACAAUUUUUACAAAUCCA